Molecule: messenger RNA, 939 nt
Organism: Terrapene triunguis (Three-toed box turtle)
Lineage: Eukaryota; Metazoa; Chordata; Testudines; Emydidae
Product: putative olfactory receptor 52P1
Exons: 1
Coding region: 1-939 (312 amino acids)
Biological process (GO): G protein-coupled receptor signaling pathway
Cellular component (GO): membrane
Molecular function (GO): olfactory receptor activity; G protein-coupled receptor activity
Source: RefSeq, a predicted model, not a curated record
AUGGCAGCUUUCAACCUCACCCCCUCUGAACCUUCACCAUUUAUCCUAAUAGGCAUCCCUGGCCUGGAAGCUGCCCAUAUCUGGAUUUCCAUCCCUUUCGCUACGUUCUACAUUAUCAACCUACUGGGAAAUGUCAUGGUUCUGUUUGUCGUAAGCAAAGAGCAGACCCUGCACAAACCAAUGCACCUGCUUCUCUGCAUGCUGGCGCUCACAGACAUUGGCAUGUCUACCUCCGUUGUGCCAAAGGCACUGUGUAUAUUUUGGUUCAAUUUGACCAGUAUUACUGUGGGUGGCUGUCUCACCCAGAUGUUCUUCCUUCAUGUGGUUUUUGCUAUGCAGUCAGCCGUCCUUGUGACAAUGGCCUUUGAUCGCUACGUUGCCAUAUGUAACCCUCUGAGAUACAACACUAUCCUCACCAACUCACGGAUAGCUAAGCUAGGUCUAGUGGGUUUGAUAAGAGCUGUUCUCGUUGUUCUGCCCAUGCCCGUGCUCCUCAGCAGGCUGUCAUUCUGUGCUAACCACAUUAUUCCCCAAACACACUGUGAGCAUAUGGCGGUGGCAAAGAUGUCAUGUGGGGACAUUACAGUUAACAGGAUGUACGGCUUGGUGAUAGCAAUCGUAGUCAAUGUGUCAGACCUGACGCUCAUUGCCCUGUCCUAUGUUCUGAUCAUCAGGGCCAUCCUCAGAAUCUCCUUCAAGAAAGCCCACCAGAAAGGCCUUAAUACCUGCACAUCCCACAUCUGUGUGAUGCUGAUGUCUUAUACUCCCUCCGUCUUCUCCUACCUGACACAGAGGUUUGGUCAAGGAAUUGCUUCCCAUGUACAUGUCACCGUCGCUAACUUCUAUCUCCUUGUUCCCCCCAUGCUCAACCCUAUCAUUUAUGGUGUCAAAUCCAAAGAACUUCGUGAGAAAGUGGGUAAAUACACCUGCAGAAGGUGA